AUGUCAGCUUCAAGCAGCAAACCCCGUACUUAUAACGAGAAGUACAUGGGAAGAAAUGGAUUCACAGAAAAGCCCACCACAAAGGCUCAGAAACUAGAAGUACAUCAACAUGCUCUCGAUAUCAUCCGCCACUGCGGGGUACGACUACCAAGGCAAGUGCCCAUUCUCAUUCUCAUUCUUCGGCCCCCUUCGUUCUUAUUCCAACCUGUAUCAUCAAAUAUUUCCUCUGUGAGUAGCGUCGAAACAAUAAUGAACACUGAUUGGACCAAACCCGCACCGGAGACAUCGGCGAGUGUGCAGAAAGAGAUUGACGAACUCCGGAAGAGGCAUGGUGCUCUCCUUUCGAGACUAUAUGACUUGAAUGCCUCAGCGUAUCUUGAUGAUGUGGAAGAUCGGUAUCGAAGCCGCAAUGAAGUGCUAGACGAGGAUCCUAGAGAGUGGAUGAAAAGAGAGUACAAGGAUAACCCUAAAGCGUUAGACGUGAACUAUAGCCAAGCCGAGGUCGAUGUGAUGAUCCAGACAUCGAAUGCGCAAAAGGAACUAUACGCAAAAACUUUCCCGUACCCAUUCUCCCCGACCGCGCCUACACCUGCCCACCUACCGUCCAUCUCCCGACACAACUACGACUAUUGCAAACAGCUCAUCGACCUCCAACGGAAGCUUCUUAGUGUCAAGAAGGAAGAAGAAAUCAAACUACAGCGUGAGCACGAGCGACUUCAGCAAGAAAUGUACAACCGACAGCGCCGGGAGGAGGAAGCUCGGCGGCAAGCGCAGAUUGAGAAGGACAGGCUCGAGAAAAAGUUUCCAACGACCGUCGAGGAAUUUUAUUCGAAGCCAAUGGACUUUCGGAAUCUUAUUGCGAGGUUCUUGGAUGCGGGGCCGUUGCAGGAUAAACAACUCAGAGCGAAUAACUGGACGCAAGAAGAAGUAGCGCCGCUGAAGAAGAUUUACAAUAAAGAUGACAAGUUUCGUGGACAAAUAAUCGGAAUGGUUAUGACCAUACCAAAGUCAAUUAGCAGUGAUCCUCGCCGAAAGCUCCCUUGA
Lentinula edodes (shiitake mushroom) is the source of this 1044-nucleotide messenger RNA. RefSeq lists its product as uncharacterized. The record is from RefSeq and is a predicted model, not a curated record. NCBI's taxonomy places the organism in Eukaryota, Fungi, Basidiomycota, Agaricomycetes, Agaricales, Omphalotaceae. The transcript is spliced from 3 exons. Bases 1 to 1044 code for a protein of 347 amino acids.